CAAAAAAUGUCCUCGCUGGUGCUGAGGAGCCUCUCGAUACUGCUCGGGUUGUUCUUCAUCUUCAUCGGCAUCAUGAAGAUCUCGCCACACCUCAGCAAGGACCUGCAUCGAGAUUUGCGAAAGAAUUACGUCAAAUAUGCGAAAGUAUUUCCACUCUCGACACUGCUGGAGUUCAAAAUACCAUCCAAAUGGUACCGGCGAUCGGUCGGUGGCCUGGAGGUGCUUUGCGGACUGGCCAUGGUUCUCAUUCCUAGCCAUAAAAUUAAAAACGCGGCCAACAUCACACUGCUGCUGCUCAUGUUCCUGGCCGUCUACUCGCACUACAUGGUGAGCGAUCCGUUCGAACGAUCCGGCCCGGCGCUGGUGUUUACCUUCAUGCUCAUAGGUCGGCUAGUGAUAUGGUAUCAGGCUAGCCGACGGGAGGCAGCGCUGGCAGCUGCUGCUCAGCCCACCGCCAACGGACUGAAGCAGGAAUAAGGGACUCUCUGACCGUCCUGCCGGCUACUGAUCUCAGUUCCCUACCGUACCCACUAGGAGCAAACUCCACUCUCUCGAAGGACACACUUGCUGUAGGCAAAUGCCAUGCAACGAGCAAUGCAAAGCUACAACCUCACACACAAUCACAAACUCACCUACUAGGCGCACAACAAAGAGGAAACACAAACCAAGGAAUAGAAAAAAGAAGACACACAAAUCGAACGAUCGAAGGACUGCACAGGAUCAUAUGGAACGAAAAAUAGUGUGCGUUAUCGUGUCGUCGGAUGACGAAUGCAACGGGCUACUAGAUUAGACUUUUAUUUGAGAUACACCAAAGGUUUUCUAGGUCGAACUUUUAUUGAUCGAAAAUUCUCACACGAAUGCCAAAUUGUGAAAGUUUGCCCGGUCUUUAUGAUUUACAGCGCAACUCACGCCCGCUGUCCAAAUGUAGUAGAAGCGGCGAAUGUACGGUUUCAUUCUACGUCGAUGCAGAAGGUUUGCGAAGUGGACGACGUACCAGCCCGUGGAUGGAGCGAACGUACAAGCAGUAGAAGGAGAAGUACAAGGAACCUUGCACAUCACAGAAGUGGUCCCGUUUUCGAAAGGGCCAAAGUAACCGAAAGCUUGCACCAGAUGCAAGAUUAGUGUCCACGACGUUUGCUCAUUCCGAGCAUCCCCUUUGUGUGUUCUACAAGCUACGAUCGGAGUUCGGUAUGAUAUUUGUUGCGAUUUCUAUACCAUCUUUCUAUUUUUCUUUGAAGACGACGAAGUGCGAGCACAAUUCCUUUGUCCUUCUUCCGGAAGGGAAGAGUAUAGGAAUGUCUUAAGCUGAAACAAGACGAGCGAAAUUUUUCAAUGUGAUCAUAAAUAAAACUAAUGCAAUUCUCUAGUCAGUUGUAUAAUUUUGUUCACAACUUAUCUGGGCACGUGCGUGGAGAGGAAUCGAACAUGGUUUUACUGAACCCCGUUGAUUGAUCGCGAGUUUGGAAAGCAAAUACGAAGCUUUUUCUCGUUCUGUGGUAGCAUUAUUUUUCAACCCGGAACAAGGAAGCAGUUCAGCAGUACUCUACACAAUUUAAUCGAUGUUCAAAUGCCGUUAUAUUUUUUUUUCUUCAAGUUGUAUGUUAUAGAUGUGUAUGUAAUAGUGUUUAAACACGAUAUGAUACAUUUUCCCACGCGAAAAAUUACCAACCCAUGGGAGGAAACAAAUUAUGAAAAACAUUGCAAUGCGAUUUUUACUCACCUUCACGUACAUCGUAACCAUUUGAUUGCUUAUACACACACACAUAACAUGGCACAAACUCGCGGGAACGCGGAAAUGGAUAAAUGCAUAAUAGAUGGAUACAAUUGACAAAAGGUAAUGUUACGCCGUGCGGAAACGGCUCCAUUGACUUGUGCGCAUCGCAUCGUAAGGCAAACUCGAAUGUAAGGGUUCAAAAAAUAAAGGCACUGAUAACGGUAGGCAAAAAGAUUUUUUUAAAUUAACAAUUGCAUAAGACAGCGAAGAAAUAUCAAUCAGCAAUAGACGAAUAGCGUUUCCUCCACGAUACACGUAUCUCCCCCUAAGGAAUGCCACAGAUUUAUAUCAGUAAAACUAUACAGUACAUACAUAUAACAAACACUUUCCAGGGGACCGACAGCUAAAAAAAAAGGUGAAAAGAAAGCAAAUAAA
Molecule: messenger RNA, 2149 nt
Organism: Anopheles coustani
Lineage: Eukaryota; Metazoa; Arthropoda; Insecta; Diptera; Culicidae
Product: novel acetylcholine receptor chaperone
Exons: 4
Coding region: 7-477 (156 amino acids)
Biological process (GO): chaperone-mediated protein complex assembly; positive regulation of protein localization to cell surface
Cellular component (GO): endoplasmic reticulum
Source: RefSeq, a predicted model, not a curated record